AUGAGGACGGGCACCUUGGCAAGGCCAGUGCUGGCACACCCUGUGGCUUCUGCAGGUGCACCUGACUGUGGCCGCUGCCGCUGGCACAUUAAAGCUGCCAGGAUGCCAAGCGUGGCCGCCCUGCUGGCCUUAGUGCUGGUCAGGGCCCAGCUGGGCCUGGUGAGUGGGGGCAGAGAAAGGAAGCAGCCGCACAGGCUUGGAGGGGUCUUGGGGUGUCAGGAAGAAGAGAAGGGGACAGCCAGGCCUCUUCCCAGGAAAGUCUUUGCAGGGGGCACCCACAUCCUCCUCAGGCCAAUGGCUCUGGGGGGUCUGGAAGACUGGCUCUUCCCAGUGGGGCCCAGGGUUAAUGCGGGGAUACACCUGGGGCUGGCCCCCCUGCCCCUCACUGACCAUCCCUCUGUCCUUCCCUCCCUGGGCUGGGGGACCGUCUCCUGUGGUGGACGCCAGGCCGCUGCUCCCACUGAGAUCCACCGUGAGGGGUACUGCGCUUUCUACGGCGACUGUGGCAAGAACCCCGAAAUCAGCGGCAGCCUCCUCCCGGGCAACACAGUACCCUGCCUCUCCAACACUCCUGCCCGGCGGGUCUCAGGGCUCCAUCUGCAGCGACUGCGCUCCAUCUGCCCGGCCCUCUUCACAGGCACAGAAAACACCUUGGCCUGCUGCUCGGAGGGCCAGCUGGAAGCCAUUGAAAGGAGCCUCCGUGUCUCCCAGGUGGUGCUCUCCCGCUGCCCUGCCUGUGCCGAGAACUUCGCCAACCUCUACUGCCAGAACAUCUGCAGCCCGAACCAGAGUGUCUUCACCAAUGUCACACGCACCUUCAGCCUCACCACCAACAAUGGCAGCCUGGCAGUGGGCAUCCUGGAGUACCAGUGCUACUACAACCAGGCCUUUGCAGACGCCUCCUAUGACUCCUGCAAGGGGGUGCAGAUCCCAGCCACCGGUGGGUACGCCAUCGGAGCCAUGUGUGGCAAGUAUGGGGCAGCCCUGUGCAACACCCAGCGCUGGCUGGACUACCAGGGGGACCCCAGCAAUGGCCUGGCCCCCUUGGCUAUUUCCUACCAUCUGAUACCCGAGGGCUCUCCUGUCAUUGGAGGUGGCAUUGUGCCAUUCAGUGGGGUGGCCUGGCAGUGCAACAAACCCGUGGGCAAUGGGACUGGAGAGAAGUGCUCCUGCCAGGACUGUGCCCAGUCGUGUCCGGCCAUAACAGCCCCCUCGCCUCCGGUGCCACCCUUCCAGGUCAGGGGCCUGAAUGGAGCCCUCUUUGUGUGCAUCAUCCUCUUCUGUGUCCUCAUGGUGGCCUUUGCGGCUGCACUUCUGUGGCGCAGCUGCUCUUCCUCACCAGCGGAGAAGCCAAAGGAGUCCAGGGUAAGGAUGCCUUGCUCCGAGAAACUUAGCCAGGCCACCGACAAGUUCAUGGCCCAGGCCUUCAGCCGCUGGGGGACGCUGGUGGCCUCCUACCCACGCACAGUCAUCCUCAUCUCUGUGGUAGUGGUGGUGGUCCUCUCCAAUGGACUGGUUUGGAUCCAACUCACCACAAACCCGGUGGAGCUCUGGUCUUCCCCUGAGAGCCAGGCCCGGCAAGAGAAGGCCUUCUAUGAGGAGAACUUUGGCCCCUUCUUCAGGACCAACCAGGCCAUCCUGACGGUCAAAAACCAGUCCGGCUACACCUACGACUCACUGGUCAUGGGCAGGACCAACUUCAGCAGUGUCCUUUCCAUGGAAGUGCUGCUGGACCUUCUGGAGCUGCAGAGGAGGGUCCAGAGCAUCACUGUCUGGUCAGCAGCGCACAGCCAGAACGUCUCACUGCAGGACGUUUGCUACGCCCCCCUGAACCCCCAAAAUGCCAGUCUCACUGACUGUGCCCUCAACAGUCUGCUCCAGUACUUCCAGAACAACCAGACACGCCUGAAGAUGACGGCCAGCCAGACUCUGAAGGGGGAAACAGGGACCGUUGAUUGGAGGGACCACUUUCUCUAUUGCAUCAACUCCCCCCUCUCUUUCAAAGACAUCACAGCACUGGAGCUGAGCUGUAUGGCCGAUUAUGGGGCACCCGUCUUCCCAUUCCUGGCUGUGGGGGGCUACUCAGGGGUGGCGUACUCAGAGGCACAAGCUCUCAUCCUGACCGUCUCCCUGAACAACUUCCCUUCUGGUGACCCCCGUUUUGACUUUGUGAUGUUGUGGGAAAAGCAAUUCCUGAAAAUUUUAGAGGAAUUCCAGCAGGAAUACGCUGACCGCUACACCGUGGCCUACAUGGCUGAGCGGUCCCUGGAGGAUGAGAUCAGCCGGUCCACCUGGGAGGACCUCCCAGUCUUUGCCCUCAGCUACCUCCUGAUCUUUGCCUACAUCGCCCUGGCUCUGGGGCAGUACUCCAGCUGCAAACGCAUCCCGGUGGACUCCAAGGUGACGCUGGGCCUGGGGGGGAUCCUGGUGGUGCUGGGGGCCGUCCUCUCCUCGCUGGGCUUUUACUCCUACAUGGGAGUGCCCUCCUCCCUCAUCAUCCUCGAGGUCGUGCCCUUCCUGGUCCUGGCCCUGGGUGCAGACAACAUCUUCAUCUUCGUGCUGGAGUUCCAGCGCUCUGAAGCCCAACCUGGGGAGACCCCUGAGGAGCGCAUUGGACGGGUCUUGGGGGAUGUGGCGCCCAGCAUGCUCCUCUGCAGCCUUUCAGAGGUGAUCUGCUUCUUCUUGGGUGGCCUCACCCCGAUGCCCGCUGUCAAGACCUUUGCCCUCUACGCCGCUAUGGCAGUCUUCUUUGACUUCUUGCUCCAAAUGUCGGCCUUUGUAGCCCUGCUGUCUCUGGAUGCCCGUCGGCAGGAGGCCUCCCGCCUGGACUUAUGCUGCUGCAUCCGCCUGGAGGGUGACAAUGACGGGGCUCCUGAGAAGCAGCACGAAGGGCUCCUCUGUGCUUUCAUGCGCCGCUUUUAUGCGCCUUUCCUGCUCAAUGGCUUUGUCCGGUUCCUGGUUGUGUUGCUCUUCUCCUUCAUGUUCUGCGCAGGAAUAUUCCUGAUGCUCAACGUCCAGGUGGGGCUGGAGCAGGAGCUGUCGGUGCCCACGGAUUCCUACAUGCUCCAGUACUUCCAGUACCUGAACCAGUACCUGAUGGUGGGGGCGCCCACCUACUUUGUCACUUCUGGGGGCUACAACUUCUCUACAGUGCCAGGAAUGAACGGUGUCUGUUCCAGCUCAGGCUGCGACGAGAACUCCAUGCUACAGAAGAUCCAGUAUGCCACGCGGUUCCCAGAGCAGUCCUUCCUGGCCAUUCCAGCCACUUCCUGGGUGGACGACUUCAUCGACUGGCUGAAUCCUUUCUCCAGCUGUUGCCGAAUCCACAGUUUUGGCUCACAAAAGGGCGAGUUCUGCCCCUCCACUGACCCCUCCCUGUCCUGCAUCUUCCAGAAGUGCAUGGCCAUCCCAACCGGGACCCUACGGCCAAGUGUGGAGGAGUUUGACCGAUUCCUGCCCUGGUUCCUCCAUGACAAGCCCAACCUGAGCUGCUCCAAGGGGGGCCUGGGGGCCUACGACACAUCUGUGAAGCUGGGGCCCGAGGGGCAGGUUCUGGCCUCUCGCUUCAUGGCCUACCACACCCCGCUGAAGAACUCCCAGGAGUACACAGCCGCCCUGAAAGUCGCCAGGGAGCUGGCUGCCAACAUCACGGCCAGUAUGCGGGAAGUGCCCGGCACUGACCCCGACUUCCAGGUCUUCCCCUACACGAUCACCUACGUGUUUUAUGAGCAGUACCUGGCCAUCGCCAUGACUGGCUUCAUCAAUGUGAUAGUCUGCUUGGUGCCCACCUUUCUCGUGUGCUACAUCCUCCUGGGCAUGGACUUGCGCUCGGCUGCCGUCAACCUGGUCACCAUUGUCAUGAUUGUGGUGGACACUGUGGGCGCCAUGACCCUGUGGGGUGUCUCCUUCAACGCCAUUUCCCUCAUCAACCUGGUGGCAGCUGUGGGCAUCUCUGUAGAGUUUGUCUCCCACAUCACACGCUCCUUCGCCAUCAGCACACUGCCCACCAAAGUGGAGAGGGCUAAGGAAGCUACGGUCAACAUGGGGAGCGCGGUGUUUGCUGGGGUGGCUAUGACCAACCUUCCAGGGGUAGUGGUGCUGGCCUUUGCCAAGGCCCAGCUGGUGCAGCUCUUCUUCUUCCGCCUCAACCUCCUCAUCACUCUGCUGGGGAUGCUCCACGGCCUGGUCUUCCUGCCUGUCAUCCUCAGCUAUUUCGGUAAAGCCUUUUGCCCGCCUGCCCAGUUGGCCUUUGCCCCCGACCUGGGCAGCAGUUGGGGGAUUCUAUAGAAAAGGAAGGCUUUUGGAGGAGAGU
Sceloporus undulatus (fence lizard) is the source of this 4312-nucleotide messenger RNA. It is a transcript of the gene NPC1L1, whose product is annotated as NPC1 like intracellular cholesterol transporter 1. The transcript has 18 exons. Gene Ontology annotation, molecular function: lipid carrier activity. The coding region runs from base 1 to 4287 and encodes 1428 amino acids. NCBI's taxonomy places the organism in Eukaryota, Metazoa, Chordata, Lepidosauria, Squamata, Phrynosomatidae. The record is from RefSeq and is a predicted model, not a curated record. Gene Ontology annotation, cellular component: membrane.